Pseudoliparis swirei is the source of this 2235-nucleotide messenger RNA. RefSeq names its product CTD (carboxy-terminal domain, RNA polymerase II, polypeptide A) small phosphatase-like a (gene ctdspla). The transcript is spliced from 8 exons. NCBI's taxonomy places the organism in Eukaryota, Metazoa, Chordata, Actinopteri, Perciformes, Liparidae. The record is from RefSeq and is a predicted model, not a curated record. Bases 395 to 1234 code for a protein of 279 amino acids. Gene Ontology annotation, molecular function: RNA polymerase II CTD heptapeptide repeat phosphatase activity.
ACACUGUAACCGUAUCACGCAGUUGAUAUCAUCGUGUGUGGAUCGGAGCCAGAGCGAACAGCAACAGCAGUAGCAGCAGGCGGGAGGGAGGGGGGGGGGGAUGCUGCUGCCACACACGACUUCCAUGCAGGACUGACGCGCUGUUGGUCUCCUGCACGUCGGACUGUCACCUCGGAUGUUCCGACGCGUCUUCUCGCUGACAUUCCGUCCUGCCUGUAAGCUCCGGGGGGGAGAAGAAGAAGGGACUGCAUGCUUCGAAUAAAAAACGGGAUGUUCAUGCUGCCAAACAGCGGACGCUUUAGCCCGCGCACAGCCGAGGGGACUGUCGUGCGCUUGGUAAUGUUUGCCGAGGAAUAAAACGCGGUAGCCGAAAGGUGCAUCACAUCUCGUUUCCAUGGACAACACGUCCAUAAUAACACAGGUUGCAAAUCCGAAAGAGGAGGAGAGCAUUUCUUCAAGUCCAGAUAAAGUCUCCCAGUCCAACAGCAGCCUAAAGAAGCAUCGCAGCCGGAGCAUUUUCAGCCUUUUCUUCUGCUGCUUCCGCAACUACAAUGAGUACCACGUCGAGACACCGCCCGCCAACAACAAGACACUUUCUCUGCCCCCGCCGCUAGAGGAGAACGGCAGUCCUCCCAAGUGUGACCAGGUCCAGGUCAUCCCCAUCCCCAGUCCUCCAGCCAAGUUCCUCCUGCCAGAGGUCAGUAUCGAUGACUACGGCAAGAACUGUGUGGUGAUCGACCUGGACGAAACCCUCGUACACAGCUCCUUCAAGCCCAUCAGCAAUGCAGACUUCAUUGUUCCAGUGGAGAUUGAUGGGACUGUUCAUCAGGUGUACGUGCUGAAGAGGCCCCACGUGGACGAGUUCCUCCAGAAGAUGGGGGAGCUCUUCGAAUGCGUCCUCUUCACAGCGAGCUUAGCCAAGUACGCCGACCCUGUGGCAGACCUGCUGGACCAGUGGGGGGUGUUUCGCGCCCGGCUCUUCAGGGAAUCAUGUGUUUUCCACAGAGGAAACUACGUCAAAGACCUCAGCCGGCUGGGCCGAGAGCUCAGCAAAGUCAUCAUCAUAGACAACUCGCCUGCCUCCUAUAUCUUCCACCCUGAGAAUGCAGUCCCAGUGCAGUCCUGGUUCGACGACUUGAUGGACACAGAGCUGCUCGACCUGAUUCCUCUGUUUGAGGGCCUCAGUAAGGAGGAGGACGUUUACGGUCUGUUACAGAGCCUGAGGAACAGGUAGCAGACAGCUGGUCCUUCUAGCCUCGGCGCCGCUGCACAGAGGCCUCGCCUCGCCGCCGUGGUGCCGCAGCCCGGCUCCGGUCCUCCGAGCGGCGCUCUGAAUCUGAGCACUUCAUGCAAUUGUUCUGGUCAUAAUGAAAUCAAGAGACAACAACUGGAAGGAUUCUCACUAUCUCUGGAUUCUUGAACUCUUUGUACAGGACUCCUACUGACAAAAGAUGAUAUGUAUAUAUUAUAUGUUUUUAAGCAAGAAAUACUUAAAGUAAUUUUUCUAUCAGAGUGGAGGUUUUACUAUUCUAUCAAGUAAUAUUUUAGUUACCAAAAAUAAUCCAAUAGACAGAUUAUUUUCGUUGAGAAUGAGUGACGUUUAGUUUCUUUGUGUUGAGCUGUGCUCUGCAGGCUGGUGUGUCUCGUCUGACCUUUCAUUCAAAUAACUGUGAUUUAUCUUCUCUUACAGAAUGAAGUGCCUUCAUUACUGUGCUGAUUUUAUUGUGUCAGGUUAUGGGGUGCACAUGCUGCAUAAUAACUGAAAUCUCCAAGUACAUAACACUACAUCCUUAAAUUGAAGUUGGAAAUGAGUCUGAAUUGUCUGAGAAACCUGAGGAAACAGAAAAGAUUUAUUUCGAGAAAUGUAUCCAACUAGCCUCUUUGACCCGAAUGAUUCUUUGUUUUUGAGUUUAAUAAUAUUGAAUUGUUAAAUUUACCAAAGAUUUCUACAAUUCAAUGUGACUUGUGACUGAAUGACGUCAUGUGAUCCUUGGUGACUGUAAAUUGAUAAUCCUUUGAGACAUUGAAACCCCACUCUAUGAUGGAAAAAAGAAAACGUUGUGAUGACUUUGCCGUCCACCAAUAAAUGUAAAACUUUUGAGGAAGACAUAAUAAUUAGCUUAGUAGACAUGACACUAUUUAUUGGGGAAAAGGGGGAUUGGGUGCAUUGUAAAGCAACUGCUGUUGAAAUCGUACUGUACAACAUUAUUAAAGUUGCAAGUUUGCACACUGUCA